GAACAAAAUUUCCCUACCAGCAAGGAAGCAUGGCUGCCAAAUCGGGACAAACUGUCGAUCUUACGACCCUUCCUAUACAACAGUUAAAUCAACUGUCACAACAGCUAGAUCAGGAGGUAGAGUUUUUUACCAAUUCUAUGAACCAACUGAAGCUGGCACAGGGGAAAUUUGUCGAGUCGCAGGAGUGUCUGAACAAGGCCACACCCGACAACCUCAACAAAGACAUCUUAGUGCCUCUCACAAGUUCUAUGUAUGUGCCUGGGGAGCUGAGUGAUGUCCAGAACGUCCUGGUCGAUAUUGGGACAGGCUACUAUGUAGAAAUGACAAUAGACCAGGGCAAGGAUUAUUUCAAGAGGAAAGUUGAGUUCUUAACAAAACAAAUUGAAAAAAUCCAGCCCAUUAUGCAGGAAAAGUAUAGAAUGAAACAAGCUGUGUUGGAAGUAAUCCAACUGAAGGUCCAGGCCCAGAUAGCAGCUCAGCAACAAGCAAGCACUGCAGCCAAGUCAUAGGCCGAUGCCUAGACACACACUCAAGCUUCAGGUCUCGCUGACAUCCACCCCUUGUGACAAUUACAUCAUUGACAUAUGUGACAUCGGACCAUUGCUCACUGACGGGAUAAGCUAGUGGUUGUUUUGAAAGCAUACUAACAGUCCCUCACUGACAUUUCUCUUUCCAUCCUCUUUAGUGCAGGGGAUUUUCCUUAACCCCCAUGUUCUCAUGAACAUGUACAAUGUUGGGUCAUGGAAUGUGUCUAUGGAUGUGUUUGUGUCGUCAGCUUUUUGUACAACUGAGAUUGAAGUUAUAAGGUAUAUGAAUAUGAAAUGUACUUGUUCAGGUCAACCCAGAAUAUGUUUAGAUUAUAAAAAAUAUUGUAUUGCUUCCACAUUGGGAAAAUAUUUGUAAACUCGAAGAGCAUUAGGUUUAUUUAAUGGUUGAUCAGUCAACUCUUUAAGUGCUGGCUCUUAUUCUGAAACAUUUUGAAGGAAGAAAUGAAAUGUGUUACAUAUAUGUAUGACAAUGAAUAAACUAAAUUAAAUAAUG
Molecule: messenger RNA, 1041 nt
Organism: Haliotis rufescens (red abalone)
Lineage: Eukaryota; Metazoa; Mollusca; Gastropoda; Lepetellida; Haliotidae
Product: prefoldin subunit 5-like
Exons: 5
Coding region: 30-509 (159 amino acids)
Biological process (GO): regulation of DNA-templated transcription; protein folding
Cellular component (GO): prefoldin complex; cytoplasm
Source: RefSeq, a predicted model, not a curated record